Somion occarium is the source of this 1172-nucleotide messenger RNA. The record is from the annotation of a GenBank genome assembly. NCBI's taxonomy places the organism in Eukaryota, Fungi, Basidiomycota, Agaricomycetes, Polyporales, Cerrenaceae.
ACCACACAUUUUGCGCAUUCAUGAUUGUGGCUUCUAGACGCUCACAGCGUUGUACAUCGUGACGGAAGUGGCGGGCAUCAAAUGGUAGGAGCUGGGUCGACUCAUCUACAGAUUUUUGUUGUCACCAAACAUCGCUCAACCGCACCGUCAUCCGUGUCGUAUUGCAGCUUCAAAUGAUUCACCUUCCACUGAUCGAUCGCUCGUGGAUCAAGCGAAAGGCGCCGUCGGUCAUCUGUCACAAAGCGCGGUGGUUGCGGUAUGAUAACGUUUAUCAGGAAAGUCCGAAUGAUCGUGUUUCUCUUUACUGUGUCCGUGGAGUUGCGGCGCCCUACUCGAUUGAUGACCGAUAUACUUUAUUGCUGUAUCGAUGCAUUUCUGAAACCUAUUGCAUUUAUGAUAACCCGCCAUGCGAAACGCGCUCCGGUCGUUGGCACGGAAGCACACACGACACAAACGAGUCCGAAAUCGUAUCCCCUUUGGUCGUCUUUAUGACAUGUGGUUCGAAUAUCCAACGUCCAGGGUUUGAUUCACAUUGCCUUUUAAUGACUCGCCGUGCUUCCUCAACUAUCUGAUUUUGACGAACGCGCAAAUGAACUGACAUCCCUUCAACUCACGUCAAGUUGGUCAUUCUACAGGACGCCCCGAAUGAUCGUCGAAACGCUGCCUCCUUGCCUUCUUACCCAUUUUCGAGUCCCCCGUUCACACUCGUUCAAAGAAGUUCACAGCGCUUUUUUAUCCUGGACCCUGUCCGGCGUCUUUCUGAUGUGAACGAAGAGACCAGCUGAGCUGGUCUACACUUCCAAACCCUGUUUCCCUGAAGGUUGCCAGGUCAUAUCAUUCGGACAAUGUUCUUUGACGAUGCCCUUCUCAAUCCAGCCCCGUGGUCUUCGGUUCAUAAUGAUGCUAUGAAAAUGUGUACCAGGUCCGCGUCAUUUUGAUUUCUUCGUGUUGGGCCGGGGACAUGGGUCUUGUACGCCAUGCCCGUUGAUUCCCCAUGUGGAGGUGCCAACUACAGUUCCCUUCUGUAGUCUUUUCGAAUCUUAUCAAAUGUUGAAACUCGAGAAGUUGACUUGUCUUUGGGACGCUCAAGGGUGAUUGUAGUCAUCCCGAGAUGGCCAAUCCAAUAUGUUGAGGCGAGCAUCCAACUUGACGAACAAACCAUCUCGAUGACA